AUGAAGCGAAAUGGCGUCUAUAUAAGCUCGACAACUAGCUCGGAGAUCACAUUCCCAAUUCGACUAUCGAACAGAACAUUCUUCUUCGCAUUUGGAAGUACUUCGAGUUCGAAAGUUCUUCACGUUUGGAAGCGCUUCGCGAUUGAAAGCGUCCUUAUACAUCUUCACCACACUUGGAGCAAUUCUUCUUCGCAUUUGGAAGCACUUCGAGUUCGAAAGUUCUUCACGUUUGGAAGCGCUUCGCGAUUGAAAGCGUCCUUAUACAUCUUCACCACACUUGGAGCAAUCGUGCCUUAUAACAAAACGAUGGGAGAGUGCCCGCUUGGAUACAAUAGCUUGCACAUCAGAAGACAAUCUCGUGACAAUUUACCACCGAAUUACGUUAUGGUGAGCUUUAUUUGCCCAUGUGGUCAAUUCAUCUCGGAAUUUGGCCUGCAUCGCUACCUUUUAUACCAUCUGACGGGAAGGACGGGGCGAAGACCAGGCAACCCUCGAACACGUCCAUAUCUCCAGUUGCUCAGCAGCUUGCAAGCAGAAGCAAUUCAGAGGUUUCCCAGGAAUACGAAUGAAGAUGAAGAAGAAGAAGAAGAAGAAGAAGAAUACUCUCCUGAUCGCUAAACUAAUUAGACUUGGGGACUACUUUAUAUGGGAACUACU
Molecule: messenger RNA, 657 nt
Organism: Bombus huntii
Lineage: Eukaryota; Metazoa; Arthropoda; Insecta; Hymenoptera; Apidae
Exons: 4
Coding region: 1-618 (205 amino acids)
Source: RefSeq, a predicted model, not a curated record